Molecule: messenger RNA, 246 nt
Organism: Kuraishia capsulata CBS 1993
Lineage: Eukaryota; Fungi; Ascomycota; Pichiomycetes; Pichiales; Pichiaceae
Exons: 2
Coding region: 1-246 (81 amino acids)
Cellular component (GO): ubiquitin ligase complex
Source: RefSeq, a predicted model, not a curated record
AUGUCAGAGAACUUCUACGGGUCCACAGGACCAGCAUACUAUGUCUCGCGAGUCAUUAAUUGUGAUUUGCUAAAGCCAGAGGUCAAGACUAUGCGGACUGGAAAGUACACCAUUCGUUCGCUGACGUGCAAGCAGUGCGGAGUGGAUAUGGGCUGGAAAUACAUCCAUAGCGAUAACUUCAAGGAGAAGUACAAAGAAGGUAACUAUGUAAUCGAGCUUGGAUUUUUGGAGCAAGCUGAGGGCUGA